ACUGCUGGGCUGCACUGGUGGGUGGGCACAGGUGGGCGGCACUGGUGGGCACAGGUGGGUGGCACUGGUGGGCACAGGUGGGUGGCACUGGUGGGCACAGGUAGGUGGCACUUCUGGGCACAGGUGUGUGACACUGCAGAGUGGCACAGGUGGGUGCACUGCUGGGCACAGGUGGGCGGAACUUGUGGGUGGCACUGCUGGGCACCGAUCAUCAGGGCACUGAUCAUCAGUGGCCCUGAUGAUCGGUGCCGAUCCUCGCUCUGACAACUGCCGGUUCUCGGCAGUACUUUCCUCACGAUCUGACAGCGUGAGGAAAGUGCAGCCAAGAACCGGCACUUGCAU
Staurois parvus is the source of this 342-nucleotide messenger RNA. The record is from the annotation of a GenBank genome assembly. NCBI's taxonomy places the organism in Eukaryota, Metazoa, Chordata, Amphibia, Anura, Ranidae.